Molecule: messenger RNA, 3147 nt
Organism: Dreissena polymorpha
Lineage: Eukaryota; Metazoa; Mollusca; Bivalvia; Myida; Dreissenidae
Product: Bardet-Biedl syndrome 7 protein homolog
Exons: 18
Coding region: 111-2252 (713 amino acids)
Biological process (GO): intracellular protein localization; intracellular transport; non-motile cilium assembly
Cellular component (GO): membrane; BBSome; axoneme
Molecular function (GO): protein binding
Source: RefSeq, a predicted model, not a curated record
CUCCGUGACUAGCGGGCAUUUUUGUGUGACUUCCGGUGGGGAAAAUUUACUCACAAAAACUGGUGUUUUAAUUUUGUUAACAAAGUUCUGUUGCCCAUUUGACCGCAAAGAUGAUGGAAAUAAGCCUUACACGCGUUGAUUACACCCAGGUUGGUGUAACAUCUCCAAAGUGUUUAAGACUUCUGCCAUUAGCUGGGAAAACACAAAAGGCAGCAAUAGCUGAUCACAAAGGUGUUCUAGAAGUGUUUUCUGUCAAGAAAGGAGAUGCACAGCCUGUAUUCAAGACCACACCUGGCCCCAAAAUCAACCGUCUUGAGCUUGGGGGCCCAGUGGGAGGGGUCAGGGAACGGAUAUUUGUGACCUCUGGACCGGAAGUGAAAGGUUACACAAAGAAGGGGAAGAACUUCCUGACCUUUGACACCAACAUGUCAGAGAACCUCCUGUCAAUGUAUGUUGAGGGAUCAGACCUAUUCUGUUGCGGGCAGUUCAUGUACAACCACUAUCGGGACUGCAAGGAUACCAACUACUUCCUGUCUGGGGACCAGGUCAAUGAUGUCAUCUGUUUGCCCACACAGACUGUGAAGUCCAUCACCCCAAUCCUGGCCUGUCAGGACAGGGUCCUCAGAGUGCUCACGGAGUCCGAGUUGCUGUACGAGGUGGAAGUCCCAGGGCCUCCUGUCACCCUGUGUCUGUUCGCCAGCAACGGAGGGGAUGAUGGUACAGAGGUGCUGUUUGGGACCUCUGAUGGGAGAGUCGGCCUCGUACAGAUUGGCAGGGACUGCCCCUCCCAUUUGUGGGAACUGACCAAUGAGAAGCGUAAUGGAGGUGUGCUAUGCUUGGACAACUUUGACAUCACGGCAGAUGGAGUCCUUGACCUUAUUGUGGGUCGUGAUGACGGGCUGGUGGAGGUGUACAGCUAUGAUGACUCAGACGAACCCAUACACAGGCAUACACAUACUUGUUCAGAAAGCAUCACAUCAGUACAGGGAGGCAUUCUGGGUACAGCAGGAUAUGACGAGAUCGUCUGCUCAACUUACGCUGGCUGGGUGUUAGGCCUGACCACUGAGCAGCAAACUAAAGCCCUGGGACCAACCGAGGUGAUCACGUCUCCUGUAGCCGUGCAGAAAAUAACAGGCUUGAAGACUGACCUUGAGCAGCUGCAGCAGAAGGUAAUGUCAGAGCGGGAAAAGUACCAGCAGACGGCACAGAGCACCACUGCCAUCUCUGCGGUCCCCAGCUUCCACAUCAACGACAAGUUUGUACUGAAUCGCGAGGACGCCAGUUACACUCUCAGUCUGGAGCUGCAGAUGCCUAUCGACAAUGUACUUUUGCAGAGUGAUGUGCCCAUUGACUUACUGGACGUGGAGAAGAACUCAGCUGUGGUCAGCUACAGUGCCUGCCUACCUGAGGAGGGCAAUUUCCUGCUGGCCACGUACCGUUGCCAGGCCAACACGACUCGCCUGGAGUUGAAGAUACGCUCCAUAGAGGGCCAGUAUGGCACCAUCCAGGCGUACGUGACCCCUAGAGUGCAGCCCAAGACUUGCAAGGUCAUGCAGUAUCAGAUCAAACCACUCUCCCUGCAUCAACGCACACAUGUGUUUGAUGAACAGAGACCCCACAACAGCCUGAAGUUGACAGGCCAGUUCAGUCAGGGGGAGAUGCACUCCUGGGUGUGUUUCUGUCUCCCAGAACUACCAGAGAAGACCCCGCCCGGGGACAGCGUACAGUUCCAUUUUGUCUCCACCUUCCUGGACACACAGCUUGAGUGCUUGUACAGCAAGGGCACAGCGACAUUCCGCUCUGACAACAUCUCUACGAUAUCCAUCCUCAAGGACGUACUGACCAAGGAGGCCACCAAGAAGAAGGUCAGACUGGACAUAACAUACGAUGUAAAUGAGGACUCUAUCCCAUACACCCUCAAUCUGAUCCAUCCCAAACUGGAAUACCAGCUGUUGUUGGCAAAGAAAGUCCAGCUUAUAGAUGCUCUCAAGGAGCUGCAAGUCCAUGAGAACAGCACAGAGUUCCUGUCCCCCGAAUACAGACAGAUACUGCAGGAUGCAGAACAGCUCAAGGUCGAGUACAAGAGGCAACCUUGCCAUCUGGAGAGGCUCUAUGGCAUGAUUACGGAUCUGUUCAUUGACAAGUUCAAGUUUAAAGGUCAGAACAUGAAAGGUCGUGUCCCAGCCCUUCUAGAGGUGCUAGACAACUAUAACCUUCAAACCCUCGUGCAGUUCUUUGAACAGAGUAUAUAGGCUGGACAGGGUGAUGUCGAACAAUAAAUGAGGUGUAUUUUGAGACCUUCCAAGAAAUUCUGGAGCUAUAAUGUAUCUGGAAACAGUCUUGACAAAAUAAAUGUUUAAAAUCCAAACUGUUUGCAUAUUGAAAUAUGACUUUAAAAAAAAAGCUUUGUCACUUAUUAUCAGCCAGUAAAUGAAUUAUAUUAAAUGAGAAAUUAACACAAGGGACAAUGAAAUGCUUUGAAUGCCUUUUACUUAUGGAAGAAACAUCUGUUGAAAUUGUUCUCAAAACAUAAAUGUGUAUACAUGUAUUAAGAUGCACAAUGACAUAUACAUGAUUUGUUAUUGUAUUUUUAUUUUAAUUUGUUAUUCAUCUAAGCCUUUUGGCAUGUGUUGUUGAUGAUAAAAGGUUGUUUGCAAUAUUGUAAUAUUUCAAGGACAAUUAUGUGUAAUAAAUGACAGAAUUAGUUGAAACAAAUGCUCAAAAGACCUUCGGACAGAAAAUUACAUUAUUUAGUUAUUAUUAUGGGUAUUGUUUAACUAAUUUAACAACAUGGAUUAACAGAGGAUAUUCAAUAAUAUUAAAAAAUGAGAAUUGUGACUAUCUUUGUUUUAAAACUUUUUGAAUUUUUCAGAUGAUUGUGCAAGUAUAAUUGUAUAAUUGUAGAUGUGCUGAGUUAUUUAUUAAAGUGUUGUUGUAUGAAUGCAUACUGAUUUUGUCUGCUUUUGUACAAUGGAUUGGUUCUAAAAUUAUUUUUACAUUUCCAUGGCCGUCCAUAGGUUUUCUGUGUACUUCUUGUGAGUUGUGUACCACUACAUGUGUGUUUUGUUUAAACUAUUAACUACUGAAGCUUUAUGAACCAGUAUAUGUGCUGUUGAUGUAAACCACAAUAAAAUAUGUCAACUUUUU